Molecule: messenger RNA, 1646 nt
Organism: Magnolia sinica
Lineage: Eukaryota; Viridiplantae; Streptophyta; Magnoliopsida; Magnoliales; Magnoliaceae
Product: biotin carboxyl carrier protein of acetyl-CoA carboxylase, chloroplastic-like
Exons: 7
Coding region: 608-1471 (287 amino acids)
Biological process (GO): fatty acid biosynthetic process
Cellular component (GO): acetyl-CoA carboxylase complex
Molecular function (GO): acetyl-CoA carboxylase activity
Source: RefSeq, a predicted model, not a curated record
GUUGACGGCAGUUGGAUGGUUGGAGGGAAGGCCUAAAAAAAGUGAUGGGGCGAUGAUUUCUGAUAAUCCCAUCCCUCGUUUUCAUCGAACUCUCUUAAACGAGAAAGAAGAUCCCAUCUAUCCUUUUUAGAAGUUUCCACCCCCGUCCCUUCUCACCACACCUCGAUUUCAUCGCCCUCUCCUCCUACAAAACCCUCUCUUUCUCUCUCUCCCUCUUUCUCAUUUCUUCUCUCGAAGUCGUCGGAUUUCUUUCUGUUCUACCUCUGAUCCCGUGCAGAUUCCACGGUUUUUCUGCAUUUUUUAGCUCUUCUUUCUUGAUUUUCUCUCGAUUCGAAUACCUUCCAUUCGGCAUUUUCUGUCUUUUCUCGUGUCAAGUCCACUGCAUUUUCUUGUUUAUCUGAUUUUCAACUAGAAUUUUUAGUUUUUUUUUUUUUUUUUUUAGUUGCCGGGAGUUUUCUCGGGCUAGGGCUAUUUCUCUGUUUUGACAAAUCAAAGCCUUUCAGAUCCUCUACGUUUGCUUUCUUUUUCCUAUUUUUCUUGAAUAUCUGCAUUUUUUUUUUCUUUUUUGGAUUCUUUUUGGAGAUCUGGACGUUUCUUUUCUUAAUCCAUGGCUUCAUUCUCAGUUCCAUGCCCUAAAUCCUCCGCCAUUGCCUCUUCCUUCUUGCGAGAGCUGAAUCCACUGCAGCAGCAGCAGCAGUCAAAGGUUUCAUUUUUUCCACAUUCAAAGGCAGGGCCUACGUUGGUAGCUGGAUCUUCACUAGAUCAGUCACCCGUUACAAGGUUCCAGGGUCCUUAUAGAAAUCAGUCAACUGUUUGCAAGGCCCAGGUUAAUGAAGUUGCUGUGGAGAAAUCAUCGAAUUCCACCUCAAUCCCCCAAAUCAAGUUGGAAGUCCUGUCAUCUGACAGUAAAGAUGUUGAGCCAGCAACUGAACCCAGUCUUUCUGAUGCCUCCAUCUCUGCAUUCAUGACUGAAGUGGCAAGCCUGGUUAAGCUAGUGGAUUCAAGGGAUAUUAUGGAGCUGCAGCUGAAACAACAGGGUUGUGAGCUUAUAAUAAGGAAGAGAGAAGCUUUGCCACAGCCAGCAGCCACGGCGCCCUUUGUUAUGAUGCAUCACUCUUCACCACAAGCCAUGCUUCCUUCUCAGCUGCCACCAGUUCAUGCCCCACCUUCUCCUCCAGGUCCUGCUCCUUCAGCUCCAGCACUCCCUGCUCCAGCAAAAUCGAGCAAGUCAUCCCAUCCACCUCUAAAAUGCCCUAUGGCUGGAACAUUUUAUCGGUGUCCUGCACCUGGGGAGCCACCAUUUGUCAAGGUUGGAGACAAAGUCCAGAAAGGCCAGGUCCUUUGCAUCAUUGAGGCCAUGAAACUGAUGAAUGAGAUUGAAGCUGAUCAAUCCGGAACAAUUGUUGAGGUACUUGCUGAGGAUGGGAAACCAGUUAGCAUAGACAUGCCUCUAUUUGUCAUCGAGCCAUGAAGAAGAGAUGGAACCUUUGCUGCAAGUUGAUAGUCAGAUGUUUAGUGCUUCCUUUUCAUGUGGUUAGUGAGGGGUUACUGUUUUGUUUAUUUCAAUUGAGUACCAUGUUUUAAAAUUUUCAUGUGGUUAAUGGGGUUACCCCUGGUCAUUUUAAUUAAGUUUCAUGUUAAAUUUC